ACUCAGCAGCCCCGGGGUGUCUGUGACUGCAGUUGCUGCCCUGGAUGGUGUGUCCCAGGCUCUGGGCUUUGAAAACUGUGAGAAGAAGAAGGUCCCAGUCCAGAGUUUCCUUGAGGAGCUGAGUUUGUUCCGGGAGCAGCUGGAUGUCAAGAGGGGUGCUGUGGGGUGCGCCCUUGUGGUUUUGAUGGCCCCCAGUGGGCAGCUAAGGCAGCCACAGCUGCUGGUUCAGGAGCUGAGUCGCUGUGACGCCUUGCAGGGUUGCCCCAAAAUCUUCCUGUUGCUCUCCAGUGGCCUCAAGGCUGCCUGGGAGCCUGAAGCUUUCCUCACAGGUUUGGGGAAAAUCUGCAGCCAACAUCCUCACUGGUCACUGCUGCAGCUGCUGACGGAGCUCUUUUGCAGAGUGGCUGAAGAGCCUGCUGGGGAUACCUACUGCCCAGUCUUCAGGACCUCCUUGCGGGGGACCCUGUGUUUGCGAGAUGUGGAGCCCUGGAGGCCAGAGUCCGACCCCGGACCAAGUGCACAGUAUGACCUGUCUGGGACCAGGGCCGCCCUCCUACUGGCUGUGAUUCAAGACCGGCUUGGGACACAGCAUGAUGUGGCAGCACUGGGGGACCUGUGCCAGGCCUUGGGCUUCAAGGUCACCCUGAGGACAGACCCUACAGCCCAGGCAUUCUGGGAGGAGCUGGCUCAGUUCCAGGAAAAGCUGGACACUCACAAGGGCCCUGUGAGCUGUGCCCUGGUGGCCCUGAUGGCUCACGGGGGGCCACAGGGGCAGCUGCUGGGUGCUGAUGGGCGAGAAGUACACCCCGAGAUGCUGGUACAGGAGCUGAGCUUCUGUCGGGCCCUGCAGGGCCGCCCCAAGAUCUUCCUGCUCCAGGCCUGCCGUGGUGGGAACAGGGACCCUGGGGUGAGGCCAAGAGCUCUCCCAUGGUACAGGCGCUGGCUGCGAGCACCCCCAGCCCUCCCUACCCAGGCAGAUGUUCUUCAGAUUCAUGUGGAUGCCCCAGGCAGCCCUCCCUCCACUCCAGGAAGCUCUAGCCAAGCAGACAUCCUUACUGUCUACGCAGCUGCUGAGGGCUGUGUGGCCUAUCGGGACGAAGAAAAGGGCUCAGACUUUGUCCAGACGCUGGUGGAGGUCAUCAGAGCCAACCCUGGAGGAGAUGUCAUUGAGCUGUUGACAGAGGUCAACAGGAGAGUAUGUGAGUUGGAUGUGCUGGGGCCAGACAGUGAUGAGCUGCGCAAGGUCUGCUUGGAGACCCGCAGCUCUCUCCGGCGCCGGCUCUGUUUAUAGGACUGACAGCCCUGCUGCUUCCGAUCCAUCCCCCUUCAGCACUCUGUCAUCGAUGCAGCCAGCAUCUUGGGCAUGGGAACUCGGAGAGCGUGCAAUAAAUAUCUGUUCACGAUCCUUGUGCUCCGGGAAAUUCAUGCUCUCUCCAAUAAGUGAGAUAACGGGUAAAGUGCCUGGCACUAGAUAGAGGAACAGCUGUGCUCCUGGGGACCAGAGGUUGGUUUGGGUCUGUGCCUCGCGUCUGAGACUACGGAACCUAACAGGGCUGGCCUGCAUAUGCUGGGAGCGGCCUAGGGAGAAAGAAGUCCUGCGAAGAACCAGCUCAGGGACCAUAGUUCUCUCAAUCUCCACCUGGCUCUAGGCACCAAGAUGCAGGAGAGGCGAGCCAAGUCCGGUCCCAGACUGGAAGAGACCAUUGCGGAUACACCAGUGACGUGAUGGCGCAAGCGAAUGGAUUGUCCAUAAUCCUGAGUUGAGGGCCAGCAAGUGGGGAGGAGGUCCGAAAGGCGAGCUUCUCGGAUCCAGAGGGCUUCCACUGGCGGAUUGCCCAGGAGGGCUCAGACCGGUUCAAACUUGUUGAAGCUCCCAAGCAUCUCACACCAAAUAGAUUAGCCCAAGGGGCGGGACCUUUCUCUAGUUUAAGCAUGCGCAGUAGGCUCUUGAGAAAGCCUUAUGGGAAGAACUAACCCACAUGCAAACGUAGGGCCGCGUGGCCUAAUGGAUAAGGCGUCUGAUUCCGGAUCAGAAGAUUGGGGGUUCGAGUCCCUUCGUGGUCGCUGCGAGUGUACCGUUUUUAUAAAUCCCACUGAAAAAUUCCCCGUUCUUGGGUUUGCUCUCUUCUUUUCACCGCACGGCUCUACGGAUUCCUGAUUCUGUCUGGUAUCGCGGACGACUUGAGAGCAAGUCCAGCAUGCUAGUAAUCAUGCCCUUUUAGAUCCCAAGGGUGCUCCGGGGCCUUGACUUAAUCAGAGCUGGAGCCUUCACUGAGAAUGGACGCGAAAGACUGCAAAACGGGCGGCGAUUCACGAAGAAGUAGAAGAGACACAAGAUACCCGCAGAAAGAACGGAAAGAAACUAGUGAAAGAUACAUAACACCUCUUUCUCGUCAGCCCCGGUGGCCUAAUGGAUAAGGCAUUGGCCUCCUAAGCCAGGGAUUGUGGGUUCGAGUCCCACCCGGGGUAAGAAGCCUGUGUUUUAGACCCUUAAACACCUGGAAAGUCAAAACGGGUAAAGGAGAAACGAAAUAACGCUUCAAAAUUGGAGAGGUGGUUUGGCACACCUUUCAAGUUAGAAGUGAUUUUUGUUUUCAAAUAAAUACAUGUUUUCACUUUACAAAAUACCGUGUGAUGGCAUUUGCACUACUUUUAUGAACCACCAAUUAUGAGUUGAUAUUAAAACAACAAUUGUUCAGA
Peromyscus californicus insignis is the source of this 2700-nucleotide messenger RNA. Its product is annotated as caspase-14-like. Gene Ontology annotation, molecular function: cysteine-type endopeptidase activity. Lineage: Eukaryota; Metazoa; Chordata; Mammalia; Rodentia; Cricetidae. The record is from RefSeq and is a predicted model, not a curated record. Bases 185 to 1291 code for a protein of 368 amino acids. The transcript has 11 exons. Gene Ontology annotation, biological process: proteolysis.